Biomphalaria glabrata is the source of this 10583-nucleotide messenger RNA. RefSeq names its product calcineurin-binding protein cabin-1-like. Gene Ontology annotation, molecular function: nucleosome binding; protein binding. Gene Ontology annotation, cellular component: nucleus. The record is from RefSeq and is a predicted model, not a curated record. Bases 678 to 10070 code for a protein of 3130 amino acids. Gene Ontology annotation, biological process: chromatin organization. Lineage: Eukaryota; Metazoa; Mollusca; Gastropoda; Planorbidae. The transcript is spliced from 32 exons.
CAUUUCAAUCACAAUGUUUUUGUUUACAUUUUUAAAUUUUAAAGUCUUUUAGAAAUCAAAAUAGAUUAUCUUGAUCUAGAGAGAUCUAGAUUAUAGACUUUUACUCUAUAAUACUUAACUCUAGAUCUAUAUUAUAAUUUAAUAUAGAUCUAGAUCCACACAAACAUGCUCUACUCUUUAUACUUUAUGAUUUUAUCUUAAACUUCGAAAGUCUCAAGACUCAUCACUCAGUGGUCAUCAGUUAUUCAGUAUCAGUGAAUAAUAAAGACUAGCACUAGAUCUAGUCAGUGACUAGUCUCUGAAUUUGAAAGAAUCAUAAAAUUAUCAUUUGAUCAUGAUGGAAAGUUUUACCACUGAUCUAGCUAGAUCUAGAUUCUAGACUGGUCUACAAAUAAAAUACUAGAAUACUUAUAAUACUAGUCAAAAGUCUAGAUCUAGAUCUAGAAGUCUAGAAGAUGUUCAAGAAUCAGAUCUAAUAACUAAUUACUAAUUAUUUAGUUUUACUUUAGUAACUAGAUAGAUCUAGUAGAUAUCUAGAAUUAACUAGAUCUAGCUAGAGAUCUAAUUUAAUAGUAUCAUACUCUGAGACUGAUGAGGCUGUUACUUUGAGUUUAACAAGAGUUACCUAGAGUAAUUAAAUACAACUAGAUCUAGUCAAUCUAGACUCUAGACUGAAAAUGCUACGUAUUUCUGCAUUGAAUGAUUCUUCAGACUUGGAGGAUGAUCAAAUCGAAACACAGCUUACCAAAACAAAAGAAGCCAAAGAAGCUGAAGCAUUUGCUGCCUAUAACAAGGCACUGUCCCAUCAACACAAAGGAAAUAUUUUGCAUGCUGAGAAGCUACUGCGAAAUCUCUUUGACCAUCCACUACUUAAAGAAGCAGCAGGUUUAGUGGCAGAUGACACUCAGCUGCAAAAUAAAAACCACAGUGGUUUGCAACUUUUGUAUUCCAUUCACAAAAAUCUGGCAUCUAUUUUACUUCAGAGAAAUGAGCUUCGUGAAGCAAUGGCAGCCUACAUUGAGGCUGUUCAAAUUGACUCCACAGAAGUCACAGUCUGGUUUCAGAUGGGACAAGUUGCUAGGAAACUAGAGAAUUAUCCACUAGCUAAGAUUUGUUUUCAGCAGGCUCUGCAGUGUAACUCACAUCAUUGGCCAAGUCUAGACAAUGCUAUCACUGUGACCUAUGCUUUGGGAGAUUAUUUAUUAUGUUUACAAAAUAUUAGCCUAGCACUGGAGAAAGACUGCGGUUACUCUAAAGGUUUAGCCUUGAGAAAAGAAAUCUACCAGGAACAACCCUCCCUAGAAAAAUUUACUAAGGAAUUAUUUCUCUAUUGUGCUCCAAGUAUCAAUACAACACAAGUGGAGAAAGAAGAAAAACAAGAGUAUAUUGAAGAAGCAUUGAAAAUACGAAGCUGUAGAAGACAGCUUGCUGCUGAGGAGAAAGAAAAAGAAAUGAAAUCUGUAACAUUUCUCAAUCCAUUAACUCCCUUUAAUUGGAAGAAUGUAGGUGAACAGCUGAUUGCACUGUAUGACUUUGUCACCACAAGUGUGCCACCAAAAAGUCUUGCUUUGGAAGUGGAUCUUAGAGAUUACUUUUUUCUGGAUCAGUCUGUCUUUUUCCGUCAGUACGAUGAGGAGAACAACUUGUCUACUGAAACAAAUAAAAAAGAUUCUGUGGACCAAGUUUCCAACAAAACCUCUCAACAGUCAUCUCUUUCAGACAAGUCAACUCCUCCUUUAAAAGCUGUUGAGCCUUUAGCUAUUAUUAACUCUGUAAAGAGCACUAAAGAAACAGCUUUAUUAAAGCGAUUACAGGGAGAUGAAAAUAUGCAUAGCCCAGGUGUUAUCAAAAAGACCAGACUAGAUGUGACAGCUGUUAGAGACUGUGGCCUAAAAGACUUGGACUCUAUGGAUGUGACUGAAACAUUUGAAAUGCCACUACUUAGGGAUGUGGACAUUGAAGCUUUGAAUCUUACGGACAUUUCUAGGAAUGAAUUCAAACCAGAACUUUUACUCAAAGAUGAUGAUAUUGUUGAGACAACUGAUACCGCUGACAUGAAAUCAUUAGAGAAUGUCUUGGCAUCAGUUAUAGAUAUGGAGUUUGAGGUACAAAAUAGUGACAAGUUAGUUACUGAUGUGGACAGGUCAAAAAGAAGUACACAGACCGUCCAGGACUUGGAGCUGACCCUGAAAAAUACUACAGUCAAUUCUAAUGUUAAAGAACUUUUUGACAUUCAGCAAACUGACCUGGAAAUCCAAGAGCUUGUUCCUAAAACAUCUGGAGAUUCUUGUUUAGUGUCAUCACCAACAAAAACCUUCCUUCCUGUAGCAAACAUAAUUCACUCACCAGUGCCUCCUGAAGCAUCAGUCACUGGAAACAUUUGUCUGAUACAAAAUCAUAAUAAUGAAAUAUCCCCUGCAGAACAAAUGGCAAACAUAGUGCAAGAUAAUAUAACUCUUAAACAUUCUCAAGUGUCUGCCCCUAAUGUGUUUGAAGCAUUUCAAAAAGUUUCUACUAAUGACAUUAAAACAUCUCAAACUUUAGCACACAUUGCAAGUGAUCAAUCAUCAAAGUCAGUUGACUUUCCAGCAAACAAAGAUAAUUUACUGGUUUCAGAUCAACCAAUCAACAUUUCUUGCGAUUCACUCAACCUUUCUCAGCUAUGCAGCACACCCAUAUAUAAACCAGAUGUUUCACCAGUGGAUGCAGGGUCAGCCAAUUUACCAUUGGACAUUUCAAGUCAAAGAAAUUUAAUGUCUAGCAAUGAUGAAGAAAAACACCUAGACAUAAGUCUAGUUGAAACAUUGCCUUUAGAAACUUCCAGGCAAUCAAAUACUAAGAAAGAUGUGGAUGCAGAUCUAGCACUAAAUACAAGUUUAGUUGAAUCAUCCCAGAUUGAUACUUUUACCCAAUGCAAUAAAAGAACAGAUGUAGACACACCAAAAAGAUGUGAUAUAAGUCAAUGUGAAACAUUAGCUGCAGACAAAAGCCCAUCAUUUAUGUUGUCCUCUGUCAAACUGAAAAUCUACCCAACAGACCUAGCACACUCUCCUAUUACCACCAGCUUAUUGUCCCCAGACAGUGUGACCUAUCCAAAGUCAGCUUCAGCUUAUCACAAUGUCUUGUCUACACUCAAACAUACUGAAGCCGUGGUAGCUGACAAAUCUCUGGGCUGUUCUCUUACAAAAAGUAUCCAGAGUAAAGGCUCAAAAUCACCAAACAAAAGUGAUCAACCCAGUGAAGAAAACUAUGAAAGAAUGCCAUUGGAUUUCACCAACAAGAAAACACCUGUUGAACCAAGAAUAGGGGUAGAUUCCUUAAGCACAAUAACCUCAGUUGAAGCAAUUCAUGAGAAUCAAACAGACAUAUCACAGACAAACAAAGUCAGUUCACAAGCUCCAUUACAAGGUGAUGUUUUGACUAAUACAAGGCCAUCUGCUUCUCUUUCUCUCCCAUCACAUCACCUGAAUAUGCUAACAGCUCUAGAAUCUGAAAUUCUCUUAAAGUCUUUCCAAGAUAGCCAAAGCACUGGCGUCUCUGAGUGGACCAGAAAGAAGCUUUCUAGCAAACGUCCCAACUUCAAAUCUCAUUCUAUGUAUCACUCCCCUAGAGAAUAUCCCCCUUCUCAAAAAUCAAGUUGGCAGACACCUCAGUUACCUCUGUCACCCUCUGUUGUUUCCCCAUGGGCAUCUCAGGCCUUCCAGUGGCCUUUUGGACAAUCUAUGUUAAGCCCAUCAGCUACUUCCCCCCAGCGAAUGUAUCCACGAUCAGUAUUUCCACCUUACCCCCAUGCAUAUUUUGACAAUAUUUCAGGCAUACAUUAUUCAUCUCCUGGUCAUGUGCCUGGCAUGACAUCGCCAUCCCAUUUACAUGGCAUGACUUCGCCAACCCAUUUACAAGGCAUGACGUCGCCAACCCAUUUACAAGGCAUGACGUCGCCAACCCAUUUACAAGGCAUGACGUCGCCAACCCAUUUACAAGGCAUGACGUCGCCUAACCUUGUACCUGGGAUGACAUCCCCAAAUCAACAGUUUUCUUUCAGCAGUCCACUAUUUCAUCCUUUGUUAAACCCCUCAAAACAUCUGAAAGAUGCAGCUGCACAUUUUGAAAGUUUUAGGACAUCAGCAAAUAUGUCUUUGUAUCAUGAUGGCUACAAAAGUUCAGCUGUAACUUCCACUGCUGGGAACACUAGCCAGUACCAUCAACAUUCACCAAAGUCACCAUCCAAUAGCCAGUCGGAAUCAAGAUAUCCUCAACUUGCUUCUGCGCAGCUUCAGAGUCUUGCAAGAAUCUCUCAAACACCUCCAUCACCAACAUCAAACAUUGUUUCUUAUCAAGCUGGAGACCACAGCUAUCAAAAGAAAGGUUUACUUUUCCAGGUCAUGAUGGAAUCCAAUCCAUCAGUUCCUGUCAUCAGUAGCUCCAGGUCAACAUCUAGCCAGUCUGUCUCCCAUAGGAAGACCAAUACUAAUGACAGUGCUAGUUCUACACCAGUACAAAGAGCUGUAAAACGAGGAUCUAAAAGAAAAAUGGAUGACUCCUUAUUAGACGAAUGGGCAUAUGCUGAAAAGCGAAGGUCAACUCGAAGUCGAAACACAAAAAAUCAGAGAGAAGGGAAAAGUAUUAAUUAUAAAAACGUAAUGAAAAGCUACUUUCCAGCAUCUUUCUUAAAGGUCAACCUCCAAAACAAUGUAGAAACUUCAGACGAGUUAACAAUGGAAGUAGACAAAGCACAGGCUGAACCUGGCUUGAAUGUGUCUACUAUGACAUUGAAGAAACUGGCUGACAAUGAAGAAGAUGAUGUGAAAAUGUUUAUCAGAAGUUGUCUGAAAUGUAAUGGUGUGAUAGAUCUAAUGUACAAAUACCUCUUGCAGCUUGCCAACAAGUCUGACUAUGUUUGGUAUGAAAGUAUAGCUGAGAUAUACUUAAAGUUGUACAAGAGGCUACGCAAACAUUUCUCUCUGCCUACAGUAUUCGAUGAUGCAGAAAGUUUAUCCCUGGAGGGCUACAGAAACUAUGCUGCUGUCAUUCUUGUCUGGUGUGAGCUCAACUUGAACCAAGCAGUACUAGACUCAAGUCUGAGAAGUUUGAUGUCUCCUUCUAAAGCCAGCCAGUUUGCUGAAAAUCUGAUUAAAUUACUUGGAGAGUAUCAUUCUGAUGAUAUGGCCUUCUUAGCCUCUCUGAUUGGAAGAAAUGAUGCAUUAGGAUCAUGGCUUGGACAUUUCAGUGUCAGGUUUUAUUGGUUGAAAGCCAAAGAACAUCAAUUUCUGAAUGAAACUCUAGAUGCUGUUGAUUGCUAUGAAAUUGCCAGAGAAUUUCUGCAAGAUGUGGAAAAAGAAUGUAGCAAUAAAGAUGAAGUUAACACAGGAGUGAUUAUACUACCCAACCUUCAAGAUAAACUCAUAUCUUCCAAUGAAGCCAGGAGACAGCUGGAAGCAUUGCAGAGAAGCAAGUCGCUGGAAGAUAAUAAAAAGUUGUUUGAUGAAGCACAGUUUGAUCGGGUGGUAGAGAACCUUGUCGUCACAUUUUCAAACCAAACAAGUAAGAAAGUUUUAUCCUUGGUGGAGAGAGAGCGUCCCUCACAGCUAUUGUUGUUGGUGAACUCACUGUACCAUUUAAACAAACCAAUGGAAGGCAUACAGUGGGCUGAGGCAUCACUUAAUGAAGCUGUUCUGUAUUACAAGAGAGUUCCAAGUGUUCAGCUACAUCAGGAGUGGGCUGCCACUCUAGUCUCUUUGUUUGCAUGCAUUGACAGACUUCUGGAGGAAGACAGCAAUAUUUUAUCUUCAUUGAGUCGCAGCUGUUUGUAUCGACUUGCUGAUAAUUUAACAUCUGUAAUUGACAUUUGUUUGGAUGUUGCUGAGACUGUCACUGAGAUGCCCAUUGCUUCAUUGUUACCAUGGAAAAUAUUAUACAGAGUACUACACUAUGAAGAGCAGUUGAAUGCUAAAUCUUGUGAGAGCAAAGAAAAAGAAAAUGAGACAGAUGAGGAUGAGGAGGAAGAGAUGAGUCGAUCUUUGGUCAUGCUAAUAGAAGCGCAUGAUCAUCUUGGCAGGCAUGCCUGGUGUACAAGAGACAAUGGUCUACUGCUUUUAUUUACAAUGUCUGUACUGGAUAGCAAAGAUCUAGAGGACAAGGAUAGAGAAGAUAUUCAUUUUGAACAGUGUGUUUACUGUCUCUAUGGUCACCCAAACAAAAAGGGAAGAGCCAGACACUUAACUGAUCACAAUGUGUCUCCAAUAAGUCUAACCUGGGACAGAGCUGGCAGUUUAUUUUUGUACUUUGCCCCUAAACAAGUUCCAGAAUUUGACAGCUAUAAGAUCAAAUCGGUCACUUCUGAUGUGGAAAACCUGCUCAGAAGAAUAGAUAUGUUAGUGCCUGAUGAACUCAACCCAGCCCAGCAUGUUUCAGCCAUAACAGACUACAUAGAAGGCAUUUCCAACACAGCACCAUGUACACCAUUGAUCAAGAUACAACAGCAUAAAGACCCAUACAAAAUGUGCAACCAAGUGUACUAUCUCCUAGGAGACUUUUAUUUCAAGAACAAAGAGCCAGCUAAAGCUGUCAAGUUUUAUCAAUUGGACCUAGUCUUAAACAGCAAUAGAAUGGAUUCUUGGGCUGGACUAGCGCUAGCUAAAAUGUAUCAAAUUGAACAGAAACUCAAUUCAACUGAACUGAAAAUAGAGGUGCCUAUCUACAAAAAAUCUGAGGCAGCUUUAAGAUGUUUUAGAAGAGCUGUGGAGUUACAGAAAGGAAGUAGAAAGUUGUGGCUAGAGUAUGGCUCAUUGGCUUACCAACUUCAUACUCAUGCUUCCAGACAAAGCAAAUAUAAAGAUUUGCUGUCCAUAGGAGCUGAAGUGAUUAUGAACUCAAUAUCUCAUCAAGAAAAAAGUUUACUUUUGGCCAAACAGAAUUAUUUGCAAGCCAGAGAGUGCCAGGGAGACGGGACAGAGGAAGAUUGGUUAACUCAUUACAUGCUUGGCAAGAUUGCUGAGAAGGAAAAAGAAUCUCCAGAAGUUUAUUUAGAACACUAUAAACAGGCUGCAAUCUGCUUACACAAUGAGGAAGCUGUGUAUCCCAAGAAGAUUCAAUUUGCUAGCAUACCUCCACACUUAGCUCUGGAAGCACUUGAAGUUUUCUAUCGCCUACAUGUCUCAGCUCUUAAGUUGGUUUUGUACAGUCCCAGCAAUGAACAUCUGCAGCUGAUUGACAAGUAUGUCCAGGAGUCUCUACAAAGUCCUUUUGUUAAAUGUGAUGAGAAACAGAAGUCAAUGGAGCAAGACAGCUGCAGCAUAUCUAAACAGCAUAAUAACUAUGUUAGUGGAGAUGGAUCGGCCCAACCAAAGCUCACAGCUAACCAAAUGGUAGCCAAACAGAAACAGAUCUACCACAAAAAUCCACUGGACCAUGACUACUCCAAGCACAAAAGUGCUACUGACUCUCAGUCUGAUGUAGAGGAAACCAAACGUCAGCCCCUAGCUCCACCCCCCACACAAGUAGUACAUCUUGAUGAUCUGGAGAUGAGGGAGAGAGAGAAUCUCUCAUCUUAUGCUAGUCUCCCUGAACUGGCUCAAGUUAAAGUGCCUGAAUCAAGUCAACAAGAGCAAGUUUCAGUGACAAAUGAUGACUUUCACACACCAAAUACAAAGAGUUAUCCUGUAAAUGAAGCUAUUAUUACUAAGCCUGUGAUGCUGACAUGUGACUCUGAGGUCAAUGGUGACAUGAGGAAUCACAGUGUGGAUAUCAUGCAACCCUCAGGAGACAACGGGAAUAAAUGUGAACAGAGUGGAAGUCAAGUUGACAUAAGCUAUGGUGUACUGCAAGGUACACAGAGAAAUUUGAGUAACAAUCAUAAAAUACUUUGUGACAGUAGAGAUACACAGAAAAACUCCCAAAGUUUAAUGAGUGCACAACUCAAUGAGACUGAACAAAACAAGUCUGAGACUAGUAGUGGGGAUGCCUCAUCUAGCCUUGCAUCUAAUCAGUCCCUUCCAACAGUUUCUGAAGCUGUUCCCCCUGAAAUUCCUACUGCCUACAGUGACAUUACUAAACAAGCUGUAGACAGCAACACAACAAAUUCAACUCUCAAGAUGGAUGGUGCUGGGGACAGGAAAACAGAGGAAAUCAGAGUUGUCCAAUCACCAGGAAACAAAAUGGUUGUUAAUGAUGAAGACGUGUGUAAUAAAGAAGAAAAAGAAAUGACCACUGAGGAUAUGAAUGUAAAUAGUACAGCAGAAAAAGAGGAUAAUGUGGAUGUGAGUAUCAAACAGGACAAAGACAUUAAUAUUGAGAAGAGGUCCCAAGAGGAAAAAGAAUUGACACAUAUUGGUCAUGUUGAAAUGGGUCUUGAGGAAAAGAUUGGAGCUAAAGAUGUGAACAUAAGGAAUGAAGAGAACAAAGAAAUGACUAAUAAUGAUGUAAGGGAAGAUGAAGAUGAAAAAAUAGUGACCAGUCGUGAUUGUAAUAUGAAAAAUGAAGAGGAGAACAAAUGGAUCAAUAAUGAGAAAGUGGAAAAAUCUAAUUGUUUGUCUGACAUGGAAACAUCAGUAUUAGAAGAAAGGAAAUCUGAGGAAGUUGCUGAUGAAAACAUCUGUACUGAUAUUAAUGUAAAAUUGGCAGCACAGUGUAGAGAAAGCAUUAAUGAUAAGGAAAUCUCAGAUGUAUUAACAGAACAGUCCCAGAAACCAGAAGUUAUGAAUAAUACAAAAGAAAGUGAGAAAGAAAGAAAAGAACCAUUUUUCCUGAGAGCUGAAAUCUUGACCAAAUGUAUUAGAGGACUAGAGUUAUGUGCAGAACGGUACAGUGCCCAUUACAAGUCUCUGUACAGACUGGCAGACAUUUACUAUUUCUCUAAGAAUCUACAGAAAGCAAGAGAUAUUCUGUUAGGCAGGCCAGAUUGGCUGGACCAGUCCCACAUGCCUGCACCUGGUCUGUUUGCUGAAAGAAAACUAAGUAAUUUUUUCCAGGGCCUAUGGAAAAUUCCUAUAGAAGAUAUUGAUAGAUCAGGCUGUUUUGCUUCGCAUGUCCAUAGAUCAGUUGUUCUCUUAUUGAAAGUACUUGCUGAUCUAGGUGACUUGGAAAUGUUGAAAUAUAUAAGAACACAACUUAAACGUACUCCUGAUAUUGGCAAAAAGUAUUUGAGAGAUGCUGAACGCUUAGCGCUAGCUGAUGAGGUGAUUGUGAAGUGUAUAGAAGUGGUGAACAAAGAAAUGGAUGCCAGUGAUAGAUGGAGUGAGAAUCAAAGAGAAGACAACUUGGCUAAUGUUUACCAGGUCUGGUUGAUGGCUAAAGGCUCCAAUGUUUUGAAGAAAGCAACAACAGCGUUACACAGAGCAUUUAAAACCAUGAUGAAAGGCAGAACAGAUGUGAAUAGGUUAACUGAAGAACAAGCCAUCUUUUACUGUCAAAAGAAUUUGCUUAAGGUGACUCAGUCUCCAGUUCCUGUCAAUCCUCAAGGUAAAAUGACUGCUGAUCAAACUAAAGUAGCAGCAGAGAAAAGUAAAUCCACUCAGUUAGCUCCCUUGUCUUUGAUGAACAAUGUAAAAGAAAACUUGAAUGUCAAAAUAAAGGAUCAAGCUGAUAGAAAUAUUCCUCAAAGUGAAGCUGUUGUACAGAUCACUAGGGAAGAUAAAAUAGACAGCUUGGCAGUUAAUUCUAGUGAGCGUCUGCAAGAAAUCUCCAAACCAAAUAGAGAUGAAUUAAUUUCAGAAGCUGCCAAUGAUGUUAAUACUAAUGUAUCCCAUGUAUGUAAUACUACAUCAAGCAUCACUGGCCCUCAUGCAUCUGAAAGUGUUCAAUUUACAUCUCUGAAAAAUGUAGCCAUCACCUGUCAGGGUGAAAAGGAAACUAAAGAAGUCUCCACCUCCCAGCAGCCAUGUACCAUCCAGGACUCUAACAAGCUGGCUGUGCCAGGAAAGUCAGACAAGGACAAAGUGGAAACUAUGGUGAUCAAUUUAAUAGAAGAAUCAGACGUCCAACAUGAAGUGACUGAAGUGGCUUCCUCUCCAAACUUUACACAGAUAUUAGAUGAUGAUGAGGAGGAUGUUAUAAUUAUUAGUGAAUCUGACUAAUAUGAUUAAGUACAGAGUUAUAUUGUUAUUAAGAUUCAGUACAGUAACUAUUUAGCUACCUCUCCAUAUGAAAUGUCUACAUUUCAUGUCCAUAAUAUGCAUCUUAGGGUUGUUGAUUAUUUGUUGGAAAUACUUGAUAUAAACACUUACCUAACUUUGAAUAACUAGUGAAUGUAUUGUUUUAAUCAAACAAUUAUCUAGAUCUUAUCUUAUAUAUUACAGAUGUUACUUCAAAAAAGAAGAUAAUUAUGUCUUUUGCAUUUCAUCAAGCCAUGUAUGUUAAUCAAUGAUGCAUGUUAUUCAAUGACUUUUUAAACUUAUUUAUAGGGACAAAUGAUGACCAACCUAUUACAUUUGAUUGGGAAAAUAUGAUAUAAAUUAUAUUUAAGAAUUUGUUGUCAAAGUGAAAUGAAAUAAGGUAUAUAAGGAUUGUUCUAAAUUUGCUUUCAAAUGGUUAGCUUUGGAUGAACUAUUAUGUUACAUGUUUCAUUAAAACUGUAAUUAAAAACUGAA